UCAACAACGGCAGUGGGGCUGCUGCGAUUGUCGUGUUGUUUCGCGGAACACCAUUGAAUGGUGUGGAGUGAGCGUUUUUGCAUAUUUUCGUCGCAUGCUACCACCGCAUAGCUAUGUCCAGUGUAAGUUCGGACUAUGAGUCUUCCUACUACACAGAAUCGGAGGCAGAGAGCGACUACGUUACGCAUGAGGAUGGGCAACAGACGCACCACAAUCAUACCCUCGAGGUAGAGGACAUUAUUCGCGAGCAUGUCAACGUUACCACCAAGAAUGCAAUCGGUCUGAACCAUCAUUACAAAACGAAGCUGUUGAUGCUACGGAUGCAGCUGGAGGGACUACUAGCGCGGUGCCAGAAUCGGUUAAUUGAGGUGGAGAAAGGUCUCGAUGAUUUACGGCAAAAUUUAGCACCCAAACCGCGGCCGGCCCGUCCCCGCUAUCCCGGGUACAUUUGUGGACAACCAUUUUUCAAGGACCACGAGCUUUACCCCGGCCCCCACAACGAGGAUUAUCUGUACCGGAAGAACGUGAAGAAGGAAUUUUUCCCGCUCGAUUUGUUCGAAUCGACAGAAAGCUUGUGGACGCACAAGGACAAGCACAAGCUGACGAGCAGCAUCCAGACUCAGGCGCAAGAAUUUCUCCAGCGGGAGAACGAGCUACGGGAAAAAAUUUGCAACAAUUCAGAGAGUGCGGCGCGGAUAAGGAAGGAACGGAUGGAACUAAGUACGCUGCCAAUAGAGGAGAUUUGGCACAAGGCCCAAUCGUACGACGGACAGUACGGGCGCCAAAAGUUCACCGUCGACUGGUUACAAAUAUCGACCAGUGUCAUGUGCGGUCGGCACUCGGCCGCCGCCUGCGAAGGCAUGUGGAACAACUAUCUCAAGCCUGGCUUUAAACGAGCAAUGUGGACACAGGAGGAAGAAACGAAGCUAGUGGAGGCGGCGGAAUCGCACAAAUUUCACAACUGGGACCAGAUCGCGGAUCGUGUGGGCCAGCGUUCCGAGUACCAGUGUUUUGUGCACUAUCAAACAAACUUUUCCGAGCUUGUGCAGUCGAAAAAGAUGCCCUGGACUCGCGAAGAGGAUGAACUGUUGCUACGGCUAGUCGAUGAAAACCGAAUCGGGAACAAUGUCAUAUGGAACAAGAUCGUGGAACGCAUGCCAUACCGGAACAAGGUGCAGGUGUACCAUCGGUACAAGUACACCCUGCUACGGCCGCUGCGAGGUGCCAAGUUUACUGAGGAAGAAGACUGCGUAAUUACAGCGUACGUGCAGCAAUACGGCGAUGAUUUUAAAUUUUUCCCCGACGACAUGCUGCCGGGAAGAACCACCAAGCAAGUUUGGGCACGGUACAAGAACACGCUGCGCUUCGUCAACAGGCAUGUUGGCUGGAGUCUCGGGGAGGACAAACGCCUGAUGAGCUAUAUCGCGGAACACCUCACCGAGGAAGGGCCGCAGAAGAUUUCCUGGGCCCAUUGCUCGAAGUACCUUGGCAACCACUCCCGGCUAAGUUGCCGCACGCGCUACUACACCAUUGAGCGGUUUCUCGAGAAGAAUCCCGAGGCAACGCUGGACGAUGUGCCCAGGAGGGAGAAGAAAAAACUGUCGACCAAAGUGACGGAUAAGAAUUGGAUUGAAACCAUCUUUGAUAUUAAGAGCGCACCGAAGAGUGGUGCUCGGAAAACGGGAAGCGGACCGAUCAAUCUCUUCCAGACCGGUAAACCAACGACCGCCGAAUGGAGUUUGUAUGAACAGAUGAAGUUUUGCUUCCGGUACAAAUUUGGCAACAGGCUGGCCGUUGACACAACGCAGAGCCACAUUUUAACGGGCACCAAAAUGCUGCUACACCUUUUAGAAGCGUUUCAUGAGGACAGUAUGAAUAAAGCGAUGCUGCCUUGUUCCGCGCAAAGGCAGUUGAAUGCAAAUGAUAAGGCCGCAUUGAAUGCUGUGCUGCGGUCACCAUUGGAUUGGCCGACUGUUGUGUCAAUUAUGCGCCCGAAGAUAACCGUGUCGGGCGAUGCGAUGUUAUUUUGCCGUAUUCCCCCGAACUACAACACCGUGCUGGGAUUGCGGGGCGUCUGUUUGAACGCGUGCAGUACUAGUGAGCAGACAGAAACGAAGCAAAUGUUACCAGAGCUGAAGGUGAAAAAGGUCGGCAAACUAGACGAAGCUAUGUACGACCAGGCAAUGACAGCAUUUGUGGAACGCUUUCGGAAAAUAUUUCACUGGACUAUGCUGCUGAUGAUGCUGAACAUCGAUGAUGUGACGCUAGAAAAUGAUGAACCACUGGGGAACUUCCCUGCCAACACCUCCAUUUCCAAUCCGAUGCUCGGUCAGAUGGUAAACAGUGCACUUGCGGCCUCAAGUAUAGCUAAAAAAACCGCCAAACCCGAAAUACAGCUUAAACCGUUACAAAACCUCAUCUGCCCAGUAAAGACGGAUAAGCUAAUGCACGUUCCGUGUGGCGUCGAAACCUACCCGGAACAAGCGGCCACUUCUUCCUCUUUCGUAGCACCAAUCGCGAGGGAAAGCAUGGAGAGCAAUUUAAAGCUGGUGACAAAUAUUACAAUAAUCGACCCGAAAGAUCUACCGGCUGUUACGGAGCAUGAAAACAGAGGCGAAGUGAUCUCAGACCAUCGGCAAUCUUUAGUCGAUCAUUAUCAACAGCGCGCAGAUAAUCGAUUCCCACUGCUGGAAGAGCAAGCACAAGCACCAGCGGAAAACAAGACGACCAAGAAACGAAAGCCUCGUGAGAAAAAAGCUAGCAAUGCUAGAAUAUCCACCAAAAAAGAAAAACCACGCAACAACAAAAAUCGGAACACGGAACAAAACGUCAAUCUGCUCGCUAUUCCGGAAAGCGAACUGAGGAGUGACGUGACCCCAGACCAGCAAACGUUACUCGAUCAAUAUCAGCUCUUCGGACCAUCUCAAACGGAAAUACAGACACCAACGACUAGCAAAACAACCAGCAAACGAAAACCUCGCAAGACAAAGGCGGCAAGUAGGCCAAGAAAAUCCACCAAAAAUCUAGCGCCAUGUGUUGAUGGUCAGCACGAAAAUGGCGUCGCACAACUAGCGACAGUCUUGGGGCCCUCAUCCACAAACAGCAAGCACAGUGUAGCCCAGAAUGUAACGACAUUUACUAUUAUGGAAGUACCCCAAACUAUGUAUUUAAUGCAUCAGCAGCAGCAGCAGCAGCAACUAAGCCUGGACUAUGUAGCCGCUCACGUACCCUGUGUACAGGAAACUCCCGCCCAAUGCAUUGGGGAUUUAGGUGGACACCAUAGCAACAGUAUUUACGGCGAGCAAACGAUACAGAAUAUGGCCAAAGCAUGCGAUGAACUUCAACCGGCUACUGCAGUGCAGUGUUCAACAGAAUAUUGUCCACCGCCAACUACUAUGAUGGCCAAUUUAAGCGACAGUGUUUCUCAAUCCGGAAGCAACACAAAUGUCCUGGAAAUGCUUGCAAACCCUGUAGAGGUUACAAGUGUGGGUAAUUCCUGUCCCGAAGUCACAGAAGUUCCAUGUCGUCCUGUACCAGCAGCCUGUGACGAUAUGGUAAUCGUAGACAAAAACCACUAUCUACCAGACAUUGGCGCAAUCAUUUCAAACACACGUGAUGGUAAUCAAGAGCUGGAGCGUUUAAUCGUAACGGAGCGUGAAAUACAGGUGCCAUCGGGCCAGAUUGCAUUUGAGGGAAACUUUAUUUCAUACUGCUUCACCGAUGAGCAUAACCCGGAAGCUCAAGAGAUGUUAGUUGCCUACAAAGACAAACAGACACCACUGGAAAACACAGCAGCAGUUCCUUGCGAAUCGGUCAGUUGGCAUCAAACACUAAACAGCUCAGAGGAUGAUGCCAAAACGGUAGUGAAAGACAGUGAAGAACCAAAUGCCGCUCAUCGGGGGGAAGAGGGAACUAUCGUCGCUCCUACGGAAACAGUGCCGAAAGAUGAAACGACGGAAACGGUGGAUACAAAGCCAAGCUUCAAUUUGGAGCUAUUGAACGAUAUCGACGGCGGACAGGUCACAGCCGUUGAUAUCAUUAGAAUGCUACGCACACGACAUGAAGAUGAUGAUGAUGAUGAAGACAGUGAUGAAGAUACCGAACUCGAAGAUGAUGUACCGGUUGGCUGAUCAUCGUAUAGAUAGUAAAGCUACCUGUUUUCAUCGAGAUAGGUA
Anopheles arabiensis is the source of this 4175-nucleotide messenger RNA. RefSeq lists its product as uncharacterized. The transcript has 4 exons. The record is from RefSeq and is a predicted model, not a curated record. Bases 114 to 4130 code for a protein of 1338 amino acids. Lineage: Eukaryota; Metazoa; Arthropoda; Insecta; Diptera; Culicidae.